UGUAUGAAGACUAUUUGAUUUGAAUUUGAGUAAUAUCCAAACACAAUGAUUUGAGCAGAUCUGUGGUUAUCGUAGACGGGCGAAUGGUCCGUAGAGAUGGGAGGGCUGCGGCGCAUGUCAAGUGCGCUGCUUCUGCCCUUCGCCCUCCUGUCGCUGCCGCCGGUGUCUGCUUUCAACGCCACUGCCUACCGAGAAGAAUUGGAAUCAUCACUACGUCUAGUGCACGCUGUGGCAACUGGGGCCACGGGGGCACUGUGUGUAACCCACAGGUACGGCCGACUGCGAGCACCUUUGCACGCCGCACGCUGGGACACGACUAGAGCCAGAGCUGAUUUAGCAGCAAAUAUGUUACAUCAACUUGGCUUGGAAAACGCGGAGAUUUUGACGGCGGUAUCUCAAAGCCUAGUCAUGGGGGCGAGUGCAGUGGAACGCGCUGUGGGAGCACGAGCUAUAGUUCUGCAACCAGAUGGAAUUAUAGAGGGAUCGAUAGCUUGGGAGAGAUUUGGCACAGGUGAACCAAUUGCGGUACCCGCGCCGCCGAGGGACAACCCCCCCGAUCCUGAAUAUCCAUGGUAUGUAUCUGCUUACCAGACAGAAGAGCUUAGGUCGUCAAAGUUUAUGCCUUCGCCACCAGGGGCUGCUAUGGGAGGCUGGUGGACUUACCCGUAUUAUAGCUGCGAAUCUGAACGCUGGUUGUUGUCGUAUACAGCCCCGGUUCCAAAAAUCCGCGGGUUAAGUGGAGUUGUUUCACUGGAUAUAGACAUAUCUAAUUUAGAAAUCAAUCAGUGUGAGGCAGAGAAUGAUGAAGAAAAUGAUAAUCAAAUUUAUUCUUUUCACGGAACUCAUAAAUGUCCCAAUGAGACUACUUUUUGUAUAUAUAAACCAAACCGAGAAAUGAAUGCAAGACAUGCUGGUUGGGCAAGAGGGUCAUAUAUUUGUAAUUGCCGACCUGGAUAUUAUUCCAUACAGCAUCCAGAUGGAUACAAUGGCACUCUUGUUGAAGUUGCAUUUCAAGAGUUUGAAGAAGGUGGUUUAGAAAACUGGAGUGCACCUUAUGAAUGUUUGAAAUGCCAGCCAGGUUGUGAAACAUGUACAGGUCCAACGCCUUGUCUUGCUGAAUACAACUGGCCAUUCCGGAUAUCCCUUCUCGUGAUAUCAGUGUCGUGUGCGGGAUUGACAGUAUGCCUCACGUUCUACACAAGACACCAUCGUCGCGUCAAAGUGAUCCGAGUCGCAAGCCCUGUAUUCCUCUCAAUAACAUUACUUGGAUGUGCUAUUAUGUAUAUGGAAAUGGCAGCUAUAUUUCCAGUACUUGACAGAUAUUCUUGUAUUGCCACAAAAUGGACUCGGCAUAUGGGUUUUUGUAUUACCUACACAGCUUUACUUAUGAAAACUUGGAGGGUUUCGCUGACUUACCGAGUGAAGUCAGCACACAAAUUGAAGUUAACUGAUAAACAAUUACUACAAUGGAUGGCGCCCAUACUUCUCAUAAUGCUGGUCUAUCUCGGUACAUGGACUUUAUCAUCACCACCAGAUGCUGAAGUUAUAACUGACGAUAAAGGAUUAAAAUUCAAGCAAUGCACAUACAACUGGUGGGAUCACAGCUUAGCUAUAGGUGAAAUUCUAUUUCUAUUGUGGGGUGUUCGAGUCUGUUACAGUGUUAGACAUGCAGAGAGUCUGUACAAUGAGGCUCGCCUUAUAUCCAUAGCAAUAUACAAUAUAUUUACAGUUAAUUCAGUUAUGAUAACAUUGCAUUUAUUAAUUUUACCUCGAGCUGGCCCCGAUAUAAAAUAUCUUCUCGGCUUUGCUAGAACACAAUUAUCUACAUCAAUUACAGUCCUGUUAGUUUUUUUCCCAAAGGUAUUCCGCGUGAUCCGAGGCACGGGAGACACGUGGGAGGGCCGGGCUCAUGCGCGAGGUGUCCCAGCUUCAUCCUCUCUUAACGGUAUCGGUCUAGUGGCAGACGAGGCACCAGACUUGUACCAAGAGAAUGAGGAACUAAAGGAAGAGGUGCAAAAGCUCGCGGCACAGAUAGAGUUUAUGAAGAUAGUGCAGAUGGAGAUGCACAAUCGACAUCUGCGGCCGCGGCCCGGCAGUUACUUCAGCCAGGCCGCGCCACUCAGCCCUGUGCACGCCAACACCAACAUCCAGGAGGUGACUGAAUGGGGUGGGCCAGUGUGACUGGUAGCACUUAGCGACAGCGGCUGGUCGUGGCCGGGGCCAACCGCGCGCCGCGUCACCACCGCCGUCGACCCGCGCCAUCCAGCCUUUGUCUGACGCAUGCGCAACAUAUGUGACGUCAUGACGCAACUGACAAUGUCUCGUCACUACUGCCGACUGACACAACUGACCAUAUUUCGACGUUCAUAUAAACUAAGAAUAUUAUUUUCAGUAUUUAUUUUAUUAACACCAAUCUUAUUGUUUACAGCUCUUUUAAUAUGAUAAUAGUAUAUAGUUUAGUAAUAAUUAUCUAUUUUAAAUAGUAAAGUCAAUAUUAAAAACAUAUCCUUUGACCAUUCCGAUUUAAGUUAAAGAUGGUACAAGUAAAGAACAACAUAUAUUUGUUAUGAAGUUAUUUGAUUCGUUAGCUUUAAUACAAUUACUGUAGGUUUCUGAGAACAAUAUACCCAUUUAAAUGUGUUGUUAUCUCUGUUUUGACAGGCAUGAUAUGUUUUAUAUAGACAUUUUGAUCUCCGAAAGCAACGGUUAAGCUAUAAAGUUAAGUUAUAAAAUUAACACAAAACAAAAUUACAUUCCUUUUAAAUUAGUCAAAAGUACUAUGUUUUAUUUGUAGUCAUAUUUGCUAGUCAUAAUAUGUAAUUGUUAUAGCAUUGUACAAUGAUGUAUAGUAGAAAUAAAAAAAAUAUCUUAGUUUAGCUGCUAAGAAAAAAUUAUAAAAAAAAUAGGGACACAAUAAUGCCAGGUCAUUUUUAAACAAAUGUUAAUAACUUAGGAUUUCAAUAUUAAAUGUGUUGGUUAUGAAAUAGAUGUCAAUCAAUAAAUAAUAAUUACUUUGCUAUAUAAAAGAUCUUUUUAAAAAUUUAGAUGCAUAUGUCACCUGUUAUUAAAGUUAAAUUCAACCCGAAAUAUUACUGAAAUGUAAAUACUAAUAUUAUCUCUAAGUUAUCCUUGUAUUAAAAUUAAUCAUAGAUAUAUUAAUUAUUUUUAGAUGGAUAGUUUUAUCAAGGAGUACAAAUCGAGACACAAUAUUCGAAAUGACAUCAGUGUGAUACAAAGGUUUUUUGGAAAUCGAAAAAAUUUCCCAAAUUGGGAAAAUACAGUGGAAAUGAAAUUAAAAUAUAUUGAGAUAUUGAUUAAAAUAAUAAUUUUAAAUAAAACAUUGAAAAAAUUACCACAGAAAUGUUCUCCGGAGGACUUUUUCUUGUCUCACUUUAUUGCCAUAAAUUAGGUCUCUUUAGGUAUAUGUAUCUUACUAUUGUUAUGAUAAAUGGAUGGAUGUUUGUGUGAAGGUAUCUCCAGAAUGACUAAAUGGAUCUUGCUGAAAUAUGGCAUACAUA
Molecule: messenger RNA, 3518 nt
Organism: Papilio xuthus (Asian swallowtail)
Lineage: Eukaryota; Metazoa; Arthropoda; Insecta; Lepidoptera; Papilionidae
Product: probable G-protein coupled receptor CG31760
Exons: 18
Coding region: 97-2181 (694 amino acids)
Biological process (GO): G protein-coupled receptor signaling pathway
Cellular component (GO): membrane
Molecular function (GO): G protein-coupled receptor activity
Source: RefSeq, a predicted model, not a curated record